Aspergillus pseudotamarii is the source of this 1398-nucleotide messenger RNA. Its product is annotated as 60S ribosomal protein uL10. Gene Ontology annotation, molecular function: structural constituent of ribosome; large ribosomal subunit rRNA binding. Gene Ontology annotation, biological process: ribosome biogenesis; cytoplasmic translation; ribosomal large subunit assembly. The transcript is spliced from 4 exons. The record is from RefSeq and is a predicted model, not a curated record. Bases 79 to 1020 code for a protein of 313 amino acids. Gene Ontology annotation, cellular component: cytosolic large ribosomal subunit. Lineage: Eukaryota; Fungi; Ascomycota; Eurotiomycetes; Eurotiales; Aspergillaceae.
AUUCAAUCGGACAGCAACACACCUUUAGAAAGUUAUCCCUUGCCCUUAAACAUCCUAUCUUCACCGAAAUAAGGAGACAUGGGGGGCAAGUCUGCUACCAAGGCCGCUUACUUCGACAAGCUGAAGAGCCUUCUCGAUGAGUACAAGACGGUCUUCAUUGUCGGUGUCGACAAUGUCAGCUCUCAGCAGAUGCACGAGAUUCGUCUGAGUCUCCGUGGUGAGGGUGUUGUCCUGAUGGGUAAGAACACCAUGGUUCGCCGUGCCAUCAAGGGCUUCGUCACCGACAACCCGGAGUACGAGCGUCUCCUUCCUCAUGUCAAGGGCAACGUUGGUUUCAUCUUCACCAACGGCGACCUUAAGGCCACCAAGGAGAAGAUCCUUGCCAACCGUGUCGCUGCUCCUGCUCGUGCUGGUGCCGUCGCUCCUGCCGAUGUCUACGUUCCUGCUGGUAACACCGGUAUGGAACCCGGUAAGACCUCGUUCUUCCAGGCUCUCGGUGUCCCCACCAAGAUUGCUCGUGGUACCAUCGAAAUUACCACCGAUCUUAAGCUCGUUGAGUCCGGCGCCAAGGUCGGUCCCUCUGAGGCUACCCUGCUGAACAUGCUCAAUAUCUCUCCCUUCACCUACGGUAUGACCAUCUCUCAGGUCUACCAGGACGGUCAGACCUUCGGUGCCGAUGUUCUCGACAUCGAGGAGGAGCAGCUGCUCAAGGCGUUCAGCAGCGCCAUCCAGACUGUCACUGCCCUCUCUCUGGCCACCGGCUUCCCCACCCUUCCUGCUGUCAUGCACUCCCUUGUCAACAGCUACAAGAAGGUUCUCGCCGUUGCUGUCUCUACCGAGUACAGCUGGCCCGAGAUCGAGGAGCUCAAGGACCGUAUCGCCAACCCUGACGCCUACGCCUCCGCUGCUCCUGCUGCCGGUGCCGCUGCUGCCGCUGGUGGUGCCGCUCCCGCCGAGGAGAAGAAGGAGGAAGAGGAGGAGGAGUCCGAUGAAGACAUGGGCCUCGGUCUUUUCGACUAAACUUCUCGUCUCAUUGCGCGAGAUGCGACCACCAUGUUUUAGAUACAUUUACGGCCAAUCGUGACGGUUGGAAAAAUGAAACGAAUUUCAUGGUCGAUUUUUCUUGUUCAACUAGAUGUGGACGUAGACGUACGGUCCACUAUCUUCUUGAAUCUUAAGAUCAUUCAUGCGCAUGUGGUGUAGUAGUAUGUCUCGAUUUGGAUUCGUAGUACCACGCUGUUUCUGCACGAGGGUUCAGUCUAUGGAUUUGGAUUGUUUACUGUCUCAGAUGAAAUAUACUGCUAGGUAAGACUCGUGCAAGGGUUAUGGAUUCUUAUUCAGACACUUAUAUAAUAUCAUUCAUGGAAUGAAACAAUUGAUCUAACCUUGCGUAUCAUA